Messenger RNA from Aspergillus calidoustus, 1497 nucleotides. Lineage: Eukaryota; Fungi; Ascomycota; Eurotiomycetes; Eurotiales; Aspergillaceae. The record is from the annotation of a GenBank genome assembly.
AUGAAGCAUUUCGACCGCCUGCUACGUCAUAUCCAGGGCAGGGAGGAAUCAAAACAACAGCAUUCGAUCUCCAAUCAAGUUGGACCUCUGGCAUAUGCUCAUCCACCGCCCAAUGCUUUCGCCCAACAUGCGCCGCAACCCUCAUAUCCACCGGCAGAGCCACUAAGCGUUUUCGCCCAUUUUAUAGUUGGAGUUGCUGGCUCUAUGACACAGGCAGAGUGGGAGCGCGACAUUAUUGAAGCACAAAAAGCGCAUAUUGACGGAUUCGCUCUAAACAUCGCACCCCAAGACGACUAUACCGACCGUGUCCUGCAAACAGCGUACGCUGCUGCCGAGCGAGUUGGAAACUUCUCACUGUUUCUCUCGUUUGACUACGAAUCUGGAGGGCCGUGGCCGUGGGACCGAGUCAUCAGCACGAUCAAUGCGUACAAGAACAGGCCGGCCCAGUACUUCUACAAGGGGGGGCCGCUAGUUUCGACCUUUGAAGGUGUUGGAAGUUCGGGUGACUGGCCUUAUAUCAAGAGUGCUACGGGAUGCAUGUUCAUACCGGAUUGGACGAGUCUCGCGCCGCCAGGCUUACAUACUGUCUAUGAGACAGUUGAUGGGGCUUUUAGCUGGGAUGCUUGGCCGGUUGGUGCACAGGACAAGGAUACGUUUAGUGAUAGGGCAUGGAUUAAUGCGCUCCACGGCAAGCCAUACAUGAUGGCGGUGUCUCCGUGGUUUUACACGAACCUGCCCCAGUGGAAUAAGAAUUGGCUGUGGAGGGGCGAUGACUUGUGGCAUUAUCGCUGGCAGCAGGUGAUUGAGUUACAGCCGGCUUUGGUUCAGGUAUGGUUGUCCCAUCCCAGUAGCCAGUGGUCUCUAACAAUCUCGCAGAUUCUCACCUGGAACGACUACGGCGAGGCGCACUAUAUCGGUCCAAUCUAUGAUUCCGGGAUUCCGGACGGAGCGUCCCGUUAUGUAAAAGGGUGCCCUCAUGACGCGUGGCGCACAUUCCUGCCUCAUUACAUCGACGCUUAUCGUCGACGAAACGCGAUGCUGCGAGAGGGAGUGUCUCAUCCGAACGCCGUGACCUCGUACGCGCCAAAGUAUCCCAUUUCGUACACAGACAAGAUCGUCUACUGGUAUCGACUUAAUCCCAGCACCUCCGGAAGUGCCAACGGAACAACAGGCAACAAUCCCAAUAUGGGCCAGCCUGAACUCAAACCUGGGGAAGUCUCGCAGGACCGAGUGUUUGUCAGUGUGCUUGUGACUGAACCAAGCCAUGUGCAUGUUCGGAUUGGACAUGCAGCACCGGCAAUCUUAAUGGCGAAUCAGCCUGGCUUGAAUCAUUUCUCAGUUCCUUUCAAUGGACAGUCAGGGCCCGUCAGAUUCGCAAUUGAACGGCAUGGGAGAGAGAUCGAGACGGCCGUUGGGCCUGACAUCACGGAAGAAUGCCCUGAUGGUUUGGUAAACUGGAAUGCAUUUGUCGGGUCGAGCUACAGUGGUUCUGGGUAG